Arachis duranensis is the source of this 4219-nucleotide messenger RNA. Its product is annotated as pentatricopeptide repeat-containing protein At1g66345, mitochondrial. The coding region runs from base 2390 to 4033 and encodes 547 amino acids. Gene Ontology annotation, molecular function: protein binding. The transcript has 4 exons. NCBI's taxonomy places the organism in Eukaryota, Viridiplantae, Streptophyta, Magnoliopsida, Fabales, Fabaceae. The record is from RefSeq and is a predicted model, not a curated record.
CGCCAUCGUUUGGCUGUGUAGAGGAACCCGAACCCUAAUUCCAGCCCUAACCAAAACGCACUCUCUGCCUCUCUCACACUCAGCCACUGUCCAGAGCUCCUCUGAGCUCCUGCUCCUCCCUCACUUCCGUCCAGCCAUCCCCUGCUACCGUCGCCGUCGCAACUUCUAACUUCAAACAGCCACCGUCGCAACCUUCCAACUUCGAACAGCCACCGCCUGCUCCCUCACUUCUCCUCCAUCGCGCAGCAAACGUCGAAACUUCCUUCCCUCCAUCGCGCAGCCACUGUCCCGCCGCGCCAGCUCUGUUCCACUGCGUUCCUGUCCCUUCAGCGGUGUCAGCUCUGUUCCAUCGCGCAGCCCUUCCCUCGAAGGUUUUUUUUUUUUGUAACUGUAAUUGUGGUUUUAGUUUGUUAGUUAAUCAUUUAAUCUGUGAUUUAAUUCUGAUAUUCUUGAUUCAACCUUGCUACUGUUAAUUUUUUUUAUUGUGUAUCACUGUGUCUAAUUAUCUAUGUUGAGAUUAAUGGGUUGUUGUAAGCCUACAAUAUUGUUAUUGAAAACAUUGCAAACAUUGAAAACAUUGCUGAUGGGCAAUAUCAUGUGCAAACAUUGUACGCACCGGUCGGUGUUGCUGGUCAGAUCAUUCCCUGGAAUUUCUCUCUUCUCAUGUUUGCUUGGAAGGUUGGACCGGCAUUGGCCUGUGGCAAUACUAUUGUUCUCAAAACCGCUGAGCAGACACCAUUGUCUGCUUUGUACGCAGCAAAACUAUUUCAUGAGGUGGACAUAUUCUCUGUUAAUGGAAUCAUGCUCAUUUACUGGUUUGGAGGAUAUAAAGAGACAUAGUUUAAAUUGAAAUAGCUUUGAUGAUCAAUCUUUCUUCCGAAUUUAUAAUCUGCUUAGCAGGCUGGACUUCCUCAAGGUGUUUUGAAUGUGGUAUCAGCCUUUGGUCCCACUGCUGGCGCUGCUCUUAAAGGAGAUAAAGUGAAAAAUGGGGCUUUGAGUGGGUUGAGUAAUGUCAAGCUAGAGUCGAAGAAACACGGUUAAUUCAGUGGGAUGGAGCAGAUAUGGCAAAGGAAGUAAAGCAUUAGAGAAGUAUGAUGGGUGCACUAGAUAUCUUUCUAUGCUCAAGAGGUUUUGCUGGAAUUCACUGAUUUUUAUUUUUCGGAUAGGAAGAAUUCACUGCUUGAUUAACUCCUAUUUGCUAUUGUGUACAAUUUAGCAGGUUUUGUUAUGAGCAUUCUAUAAUUGUGUUCUCUUCUGUUGGUCAUUUUAUCACUUGCUAAUCCAAAUAUCCUAUACUUGAGCUUAAACAAGUGUCUUCACUCUUCAGUCCAUAUAUUCUUUUAACUUAAAUGCUUAUGAAUGAAAUGAUAGUAGAGUCCCAAUAACACACACUUGAUUAUGCUGAUUUCACUUCGACCAUUCCAGAUAUUUUGCUCUUCGGCGCAGCACUGCUCCUUUGUGUGCUUCUUCCAUGAAAGAUCUUGUUACUGUAUUUGUAGACUAGGAAGGUUCUGUUUUUAAUACUUUGCUGUUUUUUGUCUCAAUGGUGGGCACACUACUUUUUGAGAGUUGAUUAAUUGAUUACAUUUAAUUAAUUUACACGUGAAUUUUAUGUCUUUAAUUAAUAUGCUUUGGUGUUAGCGUUUUGCAAGCAUGUUAUUGGUUAUUAUAAUUUCUGGUUCAAAUUGUUUUACAUUUUGUAUUUGAAAAUUUAGAUGUAUUUUCUUGUGUAUGCAUGCAAAUUUCUGCCAUGAAUUCCAUUGCAUUGUUUGAAACUGAUUUUUCUAUUGAUGUUAAGCUUGGAGAUAGAAUUUUUUGGUUAUAUUUUUCUAUUAAUGUUUAACAUUGUUUGAAACUCUGACUUUCAUAAUUAUAUUUUAUGGCUUCUUAUUCAGAAUGAGGUAGCCGAUUGUGAUGUACCCAUGUCAGAGUUUGCAGAGCAUUUGAUAUGAAGAGGGUAUGGCUUUCUAAGAAGUUCUCCUACAUUUAUGAAUCUGGUCCUUCUACCAACCUCGCCUUCUUUAUGCAAUCUCUGUAUGCCCAAUAUAUAGUAACUGAUUGGCUUGGUUCGAACAGGAUUCUUCUGCCUAAAUCUGUACUUAAGAAGAACACACAGACACUCCCGUGUCUGACGACAGUAGUUGGACGGAACAAGCUUUGGAAGUGUCAAAAUGUACAAAAUACAUAAUGUUUUGGUGGUCAUCCGGCCCUUUCACAAGCAGUGCACUUGGUCACAUAAGAAAAUUCUGCCUUUCAAGAGGCUUAAUCUUUGAGAGCUGGGUACAUGUAUCUGAUUCAAAACCCCACAAAUUGAGGCCCUAAUUUUGACCAUUACCUGAAAAUUGAGAAGCAAACUGGAGGCUUUACUUGGGUUGCUGGCCACAGAACAAUGACUUUUAUUCACCAAGUAAGUUCCAAACCGUUCAAUCUCUUCACUAGGAUUAAUUUUUCCAGACACCACUUUCAACAUUUACGGCUUCUUCAUACACAAGCCGUGUCAAAGCAUAAUAAUGAUGAUGUUACUGCAAUAUGCAACUCAUUCAGAAGGGGUUGGAACUGGGAUACUAUAAGCAUCAAAUUUGGUACGUUUAUGUUGAAUCACUUGAUGGUUGAGCGAGUGCUCCUGGAAUUGAAGGACCCCAGUGAUGCAAAGUGUGCCUUGGGUUUCUUUCAUUGGUCCACAAAGAGGAGAAAUAUUGAACAUGGAAUUCGGUGUUACUGCAUAGCAAUCCAUAUCUUGGUUGGAGCUAGGUUGCUUAACGAUGCUUGUGCAUUGCUUGAAUCAUUGUUGAACAAAACCAAGGAAAGCAGCUCAAGGGUUAUGGUCGCAGAUACACUUCUUGGCUGCUACCUGGUUACUGAUUCACAUCCUAUUGUAUUUGAUUUGCUGAUACAGGCCUACGCUAAGCUAAGGCUGACUGAUGUUGCUUUUGAGGUUUGCCUAUAUGUGGAGAAACAUGGAUUCUCCAUCAGCCUCGUAAGUUUCAACACUUUGCUUCAUGUCGCGCAAAAAUCAGAUCAAUUUGGUCUAAUUUGGGAUGUUUAUGAGCACAUGAUUCAAGAACGGACAUACCCUAAUCUAGCAACUUUGAGGAUCAUGAUCAAUGCACUGUGCAAGGAUGGGCAGCUGCAGAAAAUUGUGGAUGCAUUAGAUAGGAUUAUGGGGAAGUGGAAUUCUAGUCCUUCAGUGAUUGUAAAUUCUAGCUUAAUUUUCAGAGUCUUAGAGCAGGGGAAAAUGGAAGAAAGCAUGGUAGUUGUGUUGUUGAAAAGGUUGUUACAGAAGAAUUUGAUUCCUCACUCAGUUGCUUAUUCUCUGAUUAUUCAUGCUAGGAUUAGGUUGGGAAGUUUGGAUUCCGGAUGGGAGAUGUAUGAAGAGAUGGAGAGAAGAGGUUUCCAAGCAAACUCUUUUAUAUAUACAUCAUUUAUAGGAGCAUACUGUAGAGAGGGCCGAAUUGAACAAGCGAAUGUUUUGAUGCAAGCAAUGGAAGAAAGAGGCUUGAAACCAUAUGGUGAGACUUUUGAUCAUCUUAUAAUUGGAUAUGCUAAUUUGGAGCAGUUGGAGGGGUGUUUGAGUGCUUGCGAUAAAAUGUUGAGUAUUGGGCUUAUUCCUAGUUGUUUAUCGUUUAACACGAUGGUAGAAAAGCUCUGCGCAAAGGGGCAUGUGGAGCAAGCUAACUCCAGGUUGACUUUAUUGUUAGAUAAGGGAUUCUCACCAAGUGAUAUCACGUACACUCAUCUAAUAGAGGGUUAUGCCAAGAAGGACGAGAUUCAGGAAGUUUUAAAGUUAUAUUAUGAGAUGGAGUACAGGUCUAUGUCUCCUGGAUUAUCUGUCUUUACAUCAAUAAUUCAGUGUUUAUGUCAUUGUGGAAAGCUCGAAGAUGCGGAUAAAUAUCUAUGGAUUAUGAAGGGUCAGCCGCUAACCCCGUCUGUUACUAUAUACAAGACGUUGAUUGCUGGCUAUAGGCAGAAGGGUUACAGCAUAAGGGCCCUCCAUCUUCAGAACGAAAUGGAUUCUUUAGUAAUACAUAAGUGAAGGUUAUCCUUUUAGAAGCUAGUUCACUUUUCUUUUUCGUAGAGUGCUAGGGGGCUAGCAACUUUUAUGAUUUGUAGCUAUUAAGCUAUCAAUGAUGAUUUUAAUGGUGUGAGAUUGGUGUGAGAUUUUAUCCAAUAGCUCACUUUUCUUUGCUAGUUACAUGCCAUAAUUUAAUAAAGUUGUUGU